This is a messenger RNA of Pygoscelis adeliae (Adelie penguin), 2684 nucleotides long. It is a transcript of the gene IP6K1, whose product is annotated as inositol hexakisphosphate kinase 1. Gene Ontology annotation, cellular component: cytoplasm; nucleus. The record is from RefSeq and is a predicted model, not a curated record. The transcript is spliced from 7 exons. Gene Ontology annotation, biological process: phosphatidylinositol phosphate biosynthetic process; inositol phosphate biosynthetic process. NCBI's taxonomy places the organism in Eukaryota, Metazoa, Chordata, Aves, Sphenisciformes, Spheniscidae. Gene Ontology annotation, molecular function: inositol hexakisphosphate kinase activity. Bases 281 to 1585 code for a protein of 434 amino acids.
GGAACAGCGUGCAGGAAGGAACUCGGCAAACCACGGUGGUAACAUGAAACCAACAUGGCUGACUUGCUUCUGGCGUCCUGCUCCCUCUUGAUUGUGAGAGGUUGGCUCCACAUUCCAGUGACUGCUCAACAGACGGAGCUUGGGUGACAUCUCUAAGAUCAUUGUAAGGAAGCAGAUUGCCAGGAUUUCCCCCCUGUGGCUGCCUGACUGCUGCUGAGCUACCCCUCCCAGCCCAUGUGGCUCUCCCCAUGCUCCAAGAGUGCAACUGGUGCCCAACGCAAUGUGUGUUUGUCAAACCAUGGAAGUGGGCAAGUAUGGCAAGAAUGCCACUCGAUCCGGAGACCGGGGGGUCCUGCUGGAGCCUUUCAUUCACCAGGUGGGCGGCCACAGCAGCAUGAUGCGCUACGACGACCAUACUGUCUGCAAGCCCCUCAUUACCAGAGAACAGCGCUUCUAUGAAUCUCUGCCCCCAGAAAUGAAGGAGUUCACACCUGAAUACAAAGGUGUGGUAUCUGUCUGUUUUGAGGGAGACAGCGAUGGCUACAUUAACCUGGUGGCCUAUCCCUAUGUGGAGAACGAGGCUCUGGAGCAGGAUGAUAUGCCAGAGAGGGACCAGCCACGACGCAAGCACUCGCGUCGGAGCCUUCACAGGUCAAGCAGCGGCACUGAGCACAAGGAGGAAAAACCCGGCCUGGCCAGUGACAGCACUGAAAGCAGCAUCCAGGAAACGAAGAGUCCCAGGGUGGACUUGCACAUCCAUUCAGAUGUUCCAUUUCAGAUGUUGGAUGGGAACAGCGGUCUGAGCUCUGAAAAGAUCAGCUAUAACCCCUGGAGCCUGCGCUGUCAUAAGCAGCAGCUGAGCCGCAUGCGGUCAGAAUCCAAGGACCGAAAACUCUACAAGUUCCUUUUGCUGGAGAACGUGGUGCAUCACUUCAAACUUCCCUGCGUACUUGAUCUGAAAAUGGGGACCAGACAGCACGGAGAUGAUGCAUCUGAGGAGAAGGCUGCUCGGCAGAUGAAGAAGUGUGAACAGAGCACUUCCGCCACCUUGGGCGUGCGUGUGUGUGGGAUGCAGGUCUAUCAGCUGGACACAGGGCAUUACUUAUGCAGGAAUAAAUACUAUGGACGCGGUCUUUCCAUCGAGGGCUUCCGCAAUGCCCUCUACCAGUAUCUCCACAACGGCAUUGAGCUGCGCAAGGACCUCUUUGAGCCUGUCCUCGCCAAACUGCGAAGCCUGAAGGCAGUUUUGGAGAGACAGGCCUCCUACCGCUUCUACUCCAGCUCCCUUCUCAUCAUUUACGAUGGGAAGGACAGCAGGGCAGGUAUGUUUGUGGAGCGCCGGCCGGAGAUGCGCCUGAAGCGGGUGGACAGCUCUCUCCCGGAGAGCCUUCAGGAUGGCGGCAGCACGGAGCCCGGCUCCUCGGCCCAGCCCAAGGUGGAUGUGCGUAUGAUUGACUUUGCACACAGCACGUUCAAAGGCUUUCGCGAUGACCCCACUGUGCAUGACGGACCCGACAUGGGUUAUGUGUUUGGGCUGGAAAGCCUCAUCAACAUCAUGGAACAGAUGCGUGAGGAAAACCAGUAGCCCUGGGCUGCGGCCUCUUAUUUUUGUCCUGGUGGCAGAAGCAGACAAGACCACCUACUACCACAGGAAAAAGCAGACAACUUUGGUUUUAAACAAUUGUAUUGCUCCAUUGUUUUUAAAUGUACUUGGAUAGAAGAGCUGAGGGGAGGCAGGAUGGAAGAGCUCCUCAUGCCGCCCAGAUGGUUCUGACCGCGCUAGCUCUGCCUUCUGGAGGAGGCUCCGUAGACGCCUGCUGGGUGUUGGGUGUCCCGGUUCUUUGCUCGUCGCAUGUGCGUGCUGGAGGGAGGACCUGGACGUAGGGGAGAGAAAGCAGAAGAGCACGGGGCUCUUCAGGGGGCUGGAGCUGUGGUGUGAGGAGCCUCCUGCCUCAGGAGCCCCCGGGAGAGCCUUCCCUUUGCAAUUCUCCCGGGUUAUUUGGAAAGGGCACUCGACUAACAGUUGGCAGCGUCUGUGGGGCUGACGGGGAGCAGCACAGGUGCUGGUCCGUGCAUUCAGUGUCACUAGCUCUGCCCUGGGUUUUGCUGAUUGGGCUUUGCUUUUGAUGCUGCCUUUUUCUGCUGUUUGGGCACUGUGAAUAACCAACCCAAACACAGAAAUAAAAUGACCAAAUGCAACCCCUGGCAGAGCUGCGGCCAGGAGGGAAUGUCGCACACCUGGAGUUGUGCUCGAGCCUGGGGCCUGCUCGCUCCCCGGCGGGGUGGCACGGGCGGGCCCACGUACAGGCAGGCACGGGGCUCUGUGAGAGUAACUCUGCCUUGGACCACUGACCAAGCAAGAACUCGGCUCGUGGGCUAGCAAUAGUAUCUGUAGCAGUUAACGCAACCCCAGCGGGGUGUUUCGGACCAUUUCAACCCUUCCUGUUGUGUAAUGUUGGUCCCACAGGUUGUACCGCGAGUAUCUCUCUCCUGCCGUCGGGCCCUGGGGGCUGCAGCGCGAGGCCCCCCUCUUCCUCCGGCGGGGCCCUCUGCCCUGCAGCCCCUGCUCUUCCGGCAGGUCUGCAUGGGGAUGGUGGAAGGGGAGGCCAAGGGUUAGGGCUAGCUCCUGUUCUCCCUGGGGGUCUCCAGGGGAGCAGGUGAGGGGGGGGCCUGGCUGAGCGGUG